Molecule: messenger RNA, 3745 nt
Organism: Physella acuta
Lineage: Eukaryota; Metazoa; Mollusca; Gastropoda; Physidae
Cellular component (GO): nucleus
Molecular function (GO): histone binding
Source: RefSeq, a predicted model, not a curated record
CAUCUCAAACAUGGCGGGUAACUUAAAUUCUAUUGAUUUCAAAACCUUUCUAGUGGGUGCUGAGUCAAGUUCGAGGCGAUUUAGAUCAAACAUUGAUGCUAUUUUUGAAAAAUACGACAAGCCUUUUGAAGAUGAUGAUCUCCUUGAUUUGUCCACAAUGACAAUAGUUAAGGACAAUGGUUACCUGAAAAAACAACACCAUGUUCCUUUUGGAUUUUCAAAACUUAAAAGCACAAAACAAAGAGAUAAACUAAAAAAUGAGGUAAAAAGCAGUGCACCAGUCACAGAUCUUAAUGUGUCAAUGGCUAUUGCACGUGAAUGUGCUUCUCAUUUGAAGAAAUAUGAACCAUAUGAUGACAGUGAUGCAGAAACAUUAAGUUCCAAGAGUUCUAGUAGCUACUAUAGUGAUAACAGUUUUGAUAGUGAUAGUAGUGAUACAGGCAGUUGCAGUAGUGAUUCAUUCCAUACACCAAGUGAUGAUUCAUGUGUGGAAAAUGUGGAGAGUUCCUUGAAAGAAACAUUGAAUAAUGGUUAUCCUUCUACUCCACAAAACUUAAGUAAAAGAAUCGCUAGAUUAGACAUACAAGGUUUGCAGCAUGAAACUUUUAAUGCCAAUUCAACCUUUUCAAGCAGUCUCAAUGUUACCACCUCCUUAGAUGAUGUGACACUGGUUUCUAUUUCAAGUCCUACCCAAAAGAAUGGCACUUCUUUAAAUAGAACUUUUUCACACGUACAGAAUCAGAAUAAAAGUACCCACUCAUUUGAUUUUCAUCAAACAUUUGUGGUUGAAAAGCAAGAGGAUCGCUUGAGAAAUUAUGUGAACCCUGUCAAGUGUGAUAAUGACUUUAUGAUUCGGCGACGCAUCACCCCCGUUGCAAUAAAUGGUGAAGGUAAUCCAGGACUAGAAAAACAGCAUCCCACAUCACCUUUGACAUCGCAUCGCAGUCCUAGUUCAUUGGGCACUAAAUCUAAACUUUCACUACCAAAGAAACAGUUAUUUAAACAGCCUGAAUUCAAAAGUCCAGCUAGUAAGGAAGUUAUAAAUGCUGGGACCAAAAUUUUGCAUGCUGAGAACAAAAUCAUAGGAACCACUGCUUCUUUGUCACCUUGUCGGGCGUCGAGCAACACAUACCUAGCAUCAAAGCCAAAAAAUUCUGUAGCCUCCAGUAUUAAUGUGCAAAGCAGUCCUAACUGUAAAGAAUCUUUUACUAAUUCAAUAUCAUGCCAGACUGCUGAUAGCCGUCUUAGCAGUUGCACAUUUUUAUCUCCUUCAGUUUCAAAAGAUAGGUCAUCAACCACAUCAGCAAGUUUUAAUUAUGGUAACAGAGUUAAAAAACCAUGUUCUUGUAGCACAGUUGGUCAGUCAGCUGAUAGCAAGUAUAGUAAUAGUACUAAUACUUCUUGCUGUCACCAUGAUCCAUCCUUCACCAUGGCUGCCAGUAGCAAUUUUGUUAACAGAUAUGGAGUUAAAAAUUCCUGUUCAUGUAGUGAAAGAUGCCGAACAACUGAUUCUAAUUUUAGUUGUGGUAGUGCUCCUACAUGUCAACUGCAAACGGAUCUACCCUUAACUAAGGCUGCCAGUUUUAAUUUCGGCAGCAGUGCUGGAGUUAACAAGCCAUGUGUUUGUAGAUUGAUCCAAGCCACUUGCAACAAAAGUUGUUGCAGAAGGUUAUCAUCCUUUUGCCAAGAGUCAUCUAAUCCAUCUUUGUCAAGCACAAGAUCGACACAGACUUUAGAGCCAUCCAAAUUAUCGGGCACUACUUAUUCUAAUUACCAAGUUCAGACAAAUAGGGCUGUACCGUGUUGCUUAGAGAGGCAAUUAAAUAAUUGUGGAUUUGAUAAAAAUAAAUGGAAUUUGGACACCACUUUAAAAAAUACUUGUGGAGGUAGUGAUAAUUUAAAGUUCAAACGUAAGGCUGUUGACUCGCCCACAAGCGAUUACUUUACAGAUUUAUCUCAUUCAUUAUAUUCAAUGCACAACCACUUGCCAGUUUAUCCCACCUCACAAUGUGAUGGUAAAUUUGAUGAACAUUUUCAAACCUCCAUUUUCAAACCCUGCCAGGAAAAACAGUGCUCAUCAGUGGACUUAAGCAAAAGUUUGUUGGAUGAUUCUUGGCCAGCGCUGAAAUCGCCUGUUAAACUUGAUCGUAAAAAAGUACAAAAGCAGCUUCUGCUUGCAAGAAGGCGGCACAAUCUUAGCUUCAGUCAGCAAGUGUUUUCUCACACUUUGCAAAAUGUAAUUCCACAAAGCACAUUGAACAGUUCCAUAUCUUUGGGGUUUCCCAGUAAAGCCCAUUCAUUUCUUCAAAAUACACUUUCAACAUCCCACUCAUGUUUUCACGGGACACCACCAAAGGUUGAUUCAUCAAGAAAUCAGUUAUGUCUGCAGAACUCGCUCUGUUCCUUUCUUCAAAACACUACAUCCAAAUUGUGUUCAUGUAAUCGGCAAAGGACACCGCCAAGAAGCGGUUCCUUUCUGCAGAUGACGCCAUCUAAAGUCCAUCCAUGCCUGCAGACCCCUCAUGUCUGUGUAAACUUGACCAGUCCAGAAACCAAAAUUGUAAAAGACAAUGAAACCCAAACAAGCCAUCAGUGCCAAGAUAGUCAUCAGCCUUUUGUGCACCAACAAGAACCAAACAGUUUUGGAAUAGAACAUCAUUGUCACUGCAAAGCUUUGAAAGAAAAAGCCAUUGUUCACUCAUCAACCCAGCUUGAAAGCAACCAAUCUCUCCCAAUGUUUCCUGUCUCUUACAUUGAAAAGUUCUGUCCCAACAAUCCAUUUAGAAUAGAUAGUGAUAACUCAGCUGCUAACAACGAUGCUCAGUUGUCUUUUAAAGAUAUAGUCAAAAGAUUUAAGCCUAGAAGAAAUAAACUACAACGCAACUCAACUUCCCAUUUAAAUAAGACAUGUAUACAGUCUGACUCAUCCUUUGCUAGACCCACUACUCCCGUAGAAAGGCCCUACUUUAAUAUAGCCUCACCUGUAAAAAUACCUAACUACAGCAAAUUAACCUUUCAACGUAAUGAACCAUCAGCUAACAAACCAUCAUCACCUGUAAGUCCAAUAUGCUUGAAUAAGCCAUCGUCUCCAGUAGAAAAAUCAUUUUAUACCCCAGCUAUUGUGCCACCAAAGCCUUUCUUUAGAAUGCCAAAUAAAGUAAGAAAAGUUGCUCAUCGUUGUCACACCUGUAAUUCACUGACCAACGCAGAAGACCAUCACUGUAAAAAACAGCCACCUCAGCUGUUUAAUUCUACUUUAAUAGAUGGCUCAGAGUUUCCUUCAAACAAAUCUUCUAAGCCAUUUGUUCAUCAUGAUUUAGACUUCAAUGAUACUCUCUCAACCAUUGUUGCACCAUCUAGUUGCGGAACAGAUUUAGGAUUCAGUGAUGAUGAACCUGGUACAAUUAAUAAAAGGUCCUCUUACAGCAGUGAUGAAAUAGAUCUACUGUAAAACUUGCUUUGUACAUUGAGUUUUAUCCAAAUGUCUAAUCCAUAUUUUAGGCAAAUGUAAAAUGUGAUUUAUCAAAGGUUGAAUUGUAAGAAGUUGUAUAAUAAAGAGAUUAACAUUUUUACAUGUGUAAAAAGAUCUGUUCAGGAAUAAGCUGAGAAAUGUCUGAGAUAUUAUGUAUUACUUAUAACUAACUGACAAAUACAUAAGAAAAAUAUUAUUUUAGUGAAAUGUCUCAAAACUUUGUUGUUUUAUAUAUAGGCCUACUUGGUUGGUGGACUUUCUAUUUUGAAUAUA